GGCCUAUAGUACUCCAAAUUUUCCACCACAGGUUCAAGGUCUGCUAUUACUCUACUGCCUUGCCUUGAUCCCUGGCCAAAAGUUUCAUACCAUAUUUGCAUUAUUAAAAGAAUUUGUGGCUAACUGUGUUGCCAUACACGAAAUACAGGUAAGUUAAUUGCACAGGUAAGUAACACUGGAAAGAAUGUUUGGUUUUGUCUAAACAUUUACAUGUUUUUUGAAGCACUCAUGUCAAAUUUGUGUUUGUUUUUUUUUUUGUUUGUUUGUUUGGUUUUUUUUCCUUCUUUUUUCCAUUCCCAUACAAGUCAUCGGAUUGUCAGGCAAGUGUUUUUGGAGUAAUUUUGUAAUUUGUUUUUAUUUAUUUAUUUAUUUUUAUUUUUUAAAUCUUAACAUGUGAUUUUCAGUGAUUUUAAAUUUUACCUGUUUUGAGACAAGGUUGAGAGAUAUCCUAUUUGCUUUUAAAACAGAGCAGCUCACACUGAUCUGGGAAACAGCAAAUUUACACAAUUUUCCAUUUUCGACAAAUGUACAGUAUUUUUUUUGUUGUUGUUUGGCUUUGCACUGCGACGCUGAAGCCAUGGAAGUCUGGUCCAAAAUCUUUUCCAUACAGUAGAUAUGCUAUCUAGCCAAAAGUAUAUGCACACCUGACAUUGAACAUCCCAUUCCAAAACUACGGCUCCACUAGCAUUAGUGUAGUUGGGCACAGUUCAUCCCAAAGGUGUCCCGUGGUUGAGGUGCAGGCCUCUCGAGUUCUUCGACUACAGCCUUGACACACCAUGUCUUUCAGGACCUCGACAGUGCACAGGGGCAUUGUCAUGCUGGAACAUGUUUGAGCCCCUUAGUUCCAGUGAAUAAAAUCUUAAUGCUACAGCAUACGAAGACAUUCUAGACAAUUGAGUGCUUCCAACUUUAUGGCAACAGUUUGGGGAAGAACCACAUAUGGGUGUGAUGGUCAGGUGUCUACAUACUUUUUCUCUUUUGGCCAUAUAUCCACACACUGUAAUUAUAUGCCUCACACUGCAUCCAAUGUAAGUAGUGAUUUUGGUGUAGGUUUAUGCCAAAGCCACACCCUGAAACAAGCAAUCUGCCUAGGUUAGAAUCCCUGUCAGUCAUAUGUUCUGUCAGUAUGAAAGUUCACCCUCUUACAACAGGAUUCUGGUAAGUAGAGAAUUGCAACCAGUUGCUCUCAUUAGUCGGAUGUUGGUAAUCCACAUAUUUGUAUUUUGGUUACCGAACUGGGCCCUGCCAGCACAACUAUAUAGUUUACAACUUUGCCAAAUAUUACAAUUCUCCACUUAUAUAUCAUGUAAAUAAAGCAAAGGGAAGGAGUUGCUGAUGUGAUUUAGGACAUAGUACUGCAGUCUAUAAAAAAAAAUUAACAAAGCUUGAACAUGAAAUAUUAGCGGAAUAUUAAUGCUCACGCUGCUUCUCAGUGCUUGGCCACAUAAAAAUUGCAAUUAUGCAUCGCAGAUGAACCACAAACAUCGUCGUGUUUGGAAUCAAACAAUAAAUGCCCUCCCCAGACUGCUUUCAACAAUGCCGUUUCAUAACUAAAUGUCAACAGUGAUUGGCUUAUGUUGAAUUCUUUACAGUAAACUCAAAUAAAAUCCAAGUCGUAUUACAAACAUUAAUAAGUGUGCCAUAAUAAAAUGAAUAAUCAUUGCUUCUUUUUAAAGUUUAGAAACUACAAAGCCAUGCAUAAACUACAGUUUAGGCAGAAAAUAUGUUUAACUUAAGCUACAAAAUUAUCGGUGCCAUUGGUAAAUGUGGGUAAAACGUUUAUGAAACAAUGUCUUUGGUUAUUUCGAUAUAUCUCACACUAAAGAGAAAUCUAACAUUUAACUGAAGUAUAUUUAUUCAAAGGAUGUGAAAAAAAAAUCCUCAACUUUUUUUUAAAUAAAAAAAACAUAAUUAUUGGCAUUCUUGCUUUUAAUACUUUGAGUCUUCACAUAUAGUGCUUAAUGAGAUUGGAGGUUACAGAGCAAGGAAUCUGUCCAAAUACUCCAUGGUCUUAUGUUCUUGCUUGUGGACUCUUUUCCUCAGCCCACAGCCUUUCAAUGGAGUGCAGUUCAGGAAACUGGGAUGGUCAUGUCAUAAGAUUGAUUCUGUGGUCAUUCACUCCUUUUUGUGUGGAUUUGGACAUAUGUUUUAGAUCAUUGUCCUGCUGAUAGAUGCAACCAUGGCCCAUUUGCCAAAUUUUCAUUUAAAAUAUACUUUGGGGAAUUUCAUGAUACUGUGUACCCUAACAUGGUUCCCAGGGCCCAGGACCCUGCUUAACAGUGGGGAUUAGUUUGUUUUCUGUAUAAACAUCCUUUUUUUUUUUUUUUUUUUUUUUUUUUUCCCCCCCCCACUCCAAAUCCAUGUUGAGAAUUGACAGAAAACUAUUUUUGUUUCAUCAGACCAUAGAACCCAGUUCCAGUAGUGUCUACUGAACUCCAGGUACUUAUAUUUGUUGUUAGAUGAAUGAAAAGGCUAUAAUCUGCUAUGCCUUCCAAAUAGUUUGUUGUCAUGGCGGUAGUGUCUAAUUGGAGAUUUGGUGACCCCAAAAUGCUGCCAUCUUCUGCAAAUUUCCAGCCAUGAUGCCUCUAUAACUAUAACCAUCCUCCUCACCGUGUGUGAGGGGUUAAAUACAGUUGUAUCCAUUUCCAGGCAAGAGCAUUAUAGCUCUAGAUGUUUUAAGGUUCUUACAUAAGCUUGAUCGUGAAUAUGGGUAUUUUUGGGCAUAUGUAGCUAUUUUUAUAGCCAUUGUCUGAUUUAUGAAUGUCUACACACUUUUUUUCCUAAUUUAUUUUUUGUAUUCUCAAAUCCUCCCCAUGUUGUUGAAUGAUUUUGGCCUCUGUGUUCUCUUGUAUAUUUAUAUCCUGGUGACUGCUGAAGAGUUCCUAAACUUUCAGGUGAAUCUAAAUUAAAAUAUAAACUUGAAUAACCCUCUGGUUUUUUUUUUUUGUUCAUAAGAAUUUUUAGGAAUGCCAGUUAUUGUGAGACAUGGGCUUUUGUUUGAGUUCAACAUGCAGUUUGAUACUGCAUCAACCAAUCCCUGUCGACAUUCAUUGAUGAAACAUGCAGUCAUUCAUAGAAAUGGGGUCAACCCCACCCUUCCACAACCUAGGAAUUCCUUAGUAGUUUCUCUUGGUAGUUUCUUGAACAGGCUUUAAGGUGACCACUUAGGGUUACUUUCUAUGGGAAAAUACUUUAAUUGUAAAAUAAGAAAAUAAAUUAAUGGUACAAUAGUGAAUAUAGAUGAUGCCACUAUUUUUAAAUUUUUGAUUUUGUAGCUUGUAGAAUGUUUGAAGCCUGUCAAAGACGUUUUAUACAUGUAUGGUUUUUUUGGGGGGUAAAAUAGAUUAUCAUUACUUGACAGUUGUGUUUGCCUCAUCACUUGAGUAUAAAAUUGAUGUGUAAUAUUUGGAGUAGAUGGAAAAUUGUGUAAAUUACAUUUAUUAUUUUAAGAAUACCAACUGAUUCAAUGCAUCAGUUGCCUCAUAAAAACAUUGUUCUACUAAUUAAUCUAAAUUGUAACAUAAAACAACUGUACACUGGCAUGUACUGGCCAAACCAGACUACCAGGUUUCUAUAAACACAAUGGCUCUGCAUCCCAAAUUUGUCUGUUGUUUACCAAUGCCUUGAAGAGCUCUCUUUGAUUAGUAGCUAUCUUAGUCUUUUAUAGCCACAUUUUCUAAACACUUGUGUACCAGAAUUAUAAAGUCAGAUUGUCAUCCAGCUAUAGAUGUAGUAUGAAUGUUUUGACAAUAAAUUGCUGUUCUGUGCUUAUAUUUAGAGAUUGCAAGAUUUAUUGUCCCUACUUCAGAAAUCAGGGAAGGUGCACUUGAAAUUAAGGCAUUUUCUCCACUUUCAAAGGGAUGUUUCUAAAUAGGAGCUUGGAUGCAUAUGACUCACUUUCAAUCUAAAUUGCAAAAUUUAACCAAGAACAAUAUUUGAAAAUUUGUGAAUUCAACUGAACAAUCAUUUCUUUUUGUUCUUAGUUAACCAACAUGUCUUCAACAAACAUGUCUCCUGUAAAUUUACAGGGUGUGUCUGUUCAUGUAUGGAACAUGUGAAUAAAGACAGCUCUAUUAUUAUGUGCUGGAUGUCUUCUGUAUUUUUACAAAAAAAGAUUAUUAGACGAGUAAUUCUUGUUUGUGCUUGAGUUCAAUAGCUUUUAUGCCAUUCUUUUACGUAAGUUAUGACUCCUACUGUAGGCCUGUGUGUGGUUCUAUCAUCGUAAACCAUUGUAUCCUGAUAACCAGUUCUUGUGCCUCCAGAAAAAGGUUGGAUGUUUGGGAGAAGUGUUUCAGUCAAGGCUAGAUCAUCUUUACACCUUAUGUGCAUCAGUACUUAGUUCCCAUUUUGGGAGUUUGUGCUACUUCAUGGUGAAUCCCGUUAAUAAUGUCAUUUGGGGCAGUUGUAGCAGGACAGAUUUGAAGGUGGCAAAAUAGUUUCCAUUGUCUUUCAGUGUGAAAAAAUGUUACACAGGUUCAUUUGUUACUCAAUGUAAAAUAUAACAUAUAAGCACUCUCAAACGCUUUCAAUCAGUUAAGUACCUUCAGAAAGUUAUAGUUGUAAAUUAUACUAGUAAAUUCACUUAGUAGAAUAAGUACCAAGGUAGCAUACCUGCUCAGGGAAGUCUAGUUUUUCCUGAGAAUGUUAAGAAGGCUAUGACUUCUUUUGGUCACUUUAAUUAAAUGGCUUUUAUCCAAAUAAUGUCAGCUUCAAUCCAACUGCAUUUUUUUUUUUUUUUUUUUUUAACUGAAUGUUCUGAAUCUACAUUUUAGAACAGCGUAUCUUCAACGUUCAAUGGGUGGGAACUUUAUAAAUGAAAUACUACAUAGCUCCAAUAAAUUAAACUGUUGAUCCACAUUUGCCUAGUAUGUCUAAUAUUUGAAUAGUUGGACUGUGCUCAUACAAUACUUUUUAUUGAGCAUAAUGGAGUUAGUGGAUUAAUAAAGCAAUAACAAAAAACACUGGAAAAGUUGACGUGUCACAGCACCAGUUGUUCCUUGUUCGAUCCUGAGCUUGGGUUACUGUCAGUUUCCCAAGAUCUCUUCAUGGGUUUCCUCCAGUGGCUCUGGUUCCCUCUCGCCUACCAAAAAGGUUGAUUGACUAUUCUAAAUUGGCACCUGGUGUGAUUGUGUGUGCAUGGUGAACAGUUGUGGGCUGGUGUCCCAUCCAGUGUGUAUUACCAUGCUGCUACUGAUGAUAAAUGGAAGGGGUUGCUUCUGCAAAAAAGUUUGAAAAGCACCAGCCUAACUUAUGGAGUUCUUUGAGUAUCCAAUCCUGGCCCAUAAGAAUCCCCUGUCCUGCACAUUUGGUGUUAUCCCUGCGCUCCCAAUACACCUGAUUCAACUAAUUAGCUAAAUAACAGCCAAAGUGGGUUUGCUCGAGCAGGGAAUAUGUUAAGAUGUGUAGGACAGGACCAGGGUUAGGCAAACGUGAAUAAAUAUCAGUGGUUGAGAUCUAGUAUAAGGUGUACUUGUCAUAGUGAAGGAAAAAAGGGGAGGGUGGACUGCACAGAAAUCCAUACAACGUCUUUGUGUUUUAUUGAAAAACGUUCAUGACCCCCCACCCCCUACACUAAGUGCCCUCCUGUGGCGAAAGGACGCAUUGCAAGUAAUUAACCGGAAGCCAUUUAGCGGAAGUUCCUGCAUGGCUUAAAAGAGAAUCGGCAUUAUUAAAGUCCUGAAUACUAACAGAUUUACAUAAAGCAUGCAGUCCACUAUGAGUGCAGUUCCUCUCAACUCUGGAACACAGAUUCCUCUCUUGGGUCUGAGCACGUACAAGCUGCGCACUUAUGGAGAGCUGUACAUGUCCCUCAGUGCUGCUCUUGAUGCAGGCUAUCGUGCUUUUGAUACGGCUGCAGCGUACGGCAACGAAGGUCAACUAGGGCAAGUCAUCAGGGAGCUCCUGCCCAAGCAUGGCCUUGUGCGUUCAGACGUGUUCCUCAUCAGCAAGCUGGGACCAUAAGACCAUGGUCCCAGAGCCAAAGAGGGAUGCUUGAGGAGUCUGAAACAGCUGGGUUGUGAAUACAUAGACCUGUAUCUGGUGCACUGGCCUGGGAUUGGGGGUUUAGAACCAACAGAUCCCCUACAUGCCAAGUAUCGCUCGCAGAGCUGGGCUGUACUGGAGGAACUUUAUGAUAGUGGGAAGUUUAAGGCCAUAGGGGUCUCGAAUUACACUGAGAGGCAUCUUUUAGAGUUGUUUAAAAGCUGCCGUGUGCCUCCAGCAGUGCUGCAGAUGGAGUGUCACCCGAAACUUAUUCAAAUACAACUCAGGGACAUGUGCAAAAAGGCAGGUGUUCACUUCCAAGCGUACUCAUCUCUUGGAAAGGGUGCACUCCUGGAGGAUCUGGAGGUGAAGGACGUGGCUGAGAGCUGUGGACGAACUCCAGCUCAGGUGUUACUCCGGUGGGCCGUUCAGCAGGGCAUUUCUGUUUUGCCUCGCUCAUCGCAGCCACAAAGCGUUCAAGAAAACAUCAGAAUCUUUGACUUUGAGCUGAGCGAAAAAGAAAUGCAGAGACUUGAUGCCCUAAACUGUGAAACUAGGUAUUGUACGAGAGAUUCAACCUCCAUACAAUAAUAAAGUUGUUAUAAAAUAAUUCUAUAACUGAGUAAUGAUUCAGGGCUUAAAUAUGCCUGAUAUGCCUCUUUAACAUUUAAGCCCAGGUUAAAAGUGCCCUCUGUAUUAAGUUGCCUAUGGUCACUUGUAUUACUUUUGUAACAUGCCCCUGGUCUUUGGAAAGAUGGUGUAUUUUAAUAAAAUUAUUUUUGUGUGACUGUG
This is a messenger RNA of Ictalurus punctatus (channel catfish), 6774 nucleotides long. RefSeq lists its product as uncharacterized. Gene Ontology annotation, molecular function: oxidoreductase activity. The transcript has 2 exons. NCBI's taxonomy places the organism in Eukaryota, Metazoa, Chordata, Actinopteri, Siluriformes, Ictaluridae. The record is from RefSeq and is a predicted model, not a curated record.